GUGCGACGAGAGUCUUCUCUUCUCGAAAAAACUCCGAAUAAGAUCGGCGAUCUGAAAGAGAGACGAAAACAUAGAUUCUGUAAAAUUCAUUAAAACCUGGAAUAUAAAAUUCAAUAGCGGCGGGAUCGUGAUUUGAAAUUUGGAAUUUGAUAAAGCGAAUCGGCGAGGACGUUUAAUGGAAGGAGUAGGAGGUCGGUUAGGUAGGUCGUCGACUCGUUACGGAGGACCGGCGACGGUAUUCACGGGUCCGGUGAGGAAGUGGAAGAAGAAGUGGGUUCACGUCUCUCCCUCCUCCACCAAGAAACACAACGCCUCCUCCUCGGUCGUUAACGGUGGUGGUGGUUCGGCUUCCGAGGGAUCGCAUUUGCUGUUCUUUAAGUGGGCUCCAUUGUCUCAGGGCGGCAACGGGAACGAAGAUGGUAAAAGCGAGAGUGAUUCUCCCAGCGAAGAGCCUGUGACGACGGAGACGGCGGCGCCGGAGGAGGCAGAAGAACCUCCGCGGCGGAGAUUCAAAUACGUGCCGAUCGCACUACUUGAGGAGCAGAAGAAGGAAGCUACAGAAACUGAGGAAGACGACAAGGUUGAGGAGGAGGAUGACGCAACUGCAGCAGAGCCAAGCAAAGAGAAGGAGAUAGCACAAGUUGAGGAAAAACCUGACAUGAAUGAUCUUCCCAUGGAAGAUAAUCAGCAGGAGGAAGAAAAAGUAGUGCGACAAGAUCUCAACGAAAGCACUAAGGAUUUAGGACUCAACCUAAAUGCUAACGAUGAGGAUUCUGAAAACAAUCCUAAAGGAGGGGCCGAGCCAUUGGAAGAGUGAUUAAAAAAACUGGCGCCAUUGCGUAACUCAGGGUUUUAGCUUAUCAGACUUCUUAUUAACUUUCACUGUCGUCAUGAACAAGAGACAUAUACAGAGAGAAGAAAGCAUUUGUUAGGGAUGGUCUAUGUACGUCCAUGGCUUCUUCCUUUUCUUCUUUGAUGAUCAGACUCAUUGAUUCGGAAACUGAACAAUUCAAUUCACAGAGGAUUCUUGUCUUUUCAAUUUGAUUAAGGAUUCAGAAGGUUUUGAUUAUGAAUAUGGAUAGAACUUUUUUCGUUCA
This is a messenger RNA of Raphanus sativus (radish), 1097 nucleotides long. RefSeq lists its product as uncharacterized. The transcript is spliced from 3 exons. NCBI's taxonomy places the organism in Eukaryota, Viridiplantae, Streptophyta, Magnoliopsida, Brassicales, Brassicaceae. The record is from RefSeq and is a predicted model, not a curated record. The coding region runs from base 176 to 817 and encodes 213 amino acids.